AUGUGGGCUGUGUUCCUGCCCCGUGAGGUGUCCAUCGAUCAGGCCGCGCAGAAGGCCGCGGAUCGCCGCUGGGAGGUCAAAGACUGGAGCGACAACACCGCCAUCGGUCCUACGGAGCGAACGGGCAAAGCACCGGAGUUGAUGAAGGAGGAAGGCAAGAUCUUCGACAUUAACGAGCUCGAUGGUACGGCCCAGUGGCGCAUGAAGAACUACGGCACGGCUCACUUCAGAGGUGGCGAGAACUACAUGAGCAAGGAAGAGAAGAAAGGCGUGAAGGGCAAGAAAGGCAAAGGAAAAGGCAAGAAGGGCAAGGGCAAGGGCAAAGGCAAAGGAAAAGGGAAGAAGCGAAAGAAGGGCGAUGACGACGACGAGGAUGACGAGGGCGACUAUGAGGAGGGCGAUGAGGGGGGAGAGUGGGAAGACGAUGGCGACGGCGACAUCACGGGAGAUGAGAAAGAUGAUGGCGAAGCCGGUGGCGGCUGA
Messenger RNA from Symbiodinium natans, 483 nucleotides. The record is from the annotation of a GenBank genome assembly. NCBI's taxonomy places the organism in Eukaryota, Dinophyceae, Suessiales, Symbiodiniaceae.